AUCUACUGAAAAGCUUAAAAUACAAGCAAUUAAGUAAAUAAUGCAAAUUAGCAUAAACAUCUGGUGGCUCAACCGCAUGCAAAUAGGCUAGAGUAGCCCAGCCAGGUGUAGCGUGGUCACUCGAAUGGAUAAGGAAGAGCAGCCAGGGAUAUCCACACAAGAGUAGAUUUGAUCCCCAAUCCACAUGACCAAGACCGGAUGGACUCCAGCCGCGCUCUUCCUCGGAGGCACCUACGGUCGGUCGCCCGCACACGGACGACGGAAAGAACUCCAGCCGCGCUAUUAUUCGUCGGACGAGUCGCCGUGAAGGCGGAUGCCAGGCACGUCGCCAUGGAGAGGCUGCUUGCGAGCCCGAGCGCUGCUAGGCUCAAGUUCUCUCGCGGGCAGUGCGGCUGGUUGACGACGGGCUGCGGCUGCUCGACGCUGCAAAGGCGGAGGCCACGAGGCGCAAGGGUGGGUCGACGUUCUCGUCGUCGUUGGCCUCAAGCGGCGCGGCCGGGCCAGCGUGAAGCUAGGCGGGCGCAACCGACUCAAGAGGUUCCAACGGCGCGAGCUGUACGGGCGGAGCGGGGCCGCGGGAAUGGAGUCGUGGCCCCAAGCAAUCUUGUCGGAGGGCGUAGCCCGCCAGAGGGUUGAAGCCGGGCACCGGUGGAGGUGGGGGCACGUGCACCAGCCAGGGAUCGAGUCCAUUGUUCAUCUGCGGGAGAUGAGGAGCAACGGCACGAGGGCCGAGUCCAAUGGCGUCGUAUCAUUGAAGGGAGCCGACGAGGCAGCACUGCCAUGCCGUGCGCUGGAUGACAUGGUUGUGUGCCGUCGGCCUGACUCGCCUGAGGUCGCGACGCCGUCAAUGGCCGCGCGUGGAGCAGCGGCCCUGAGGGUGUCCCGCUGUGUGCGUGUGUCGCGGGCGACGGUUCAUACGCCGGCUUGGCUACUGACAAGCGACGGCGACGACUGUCCUCAUGAAGGAGAUGAAGGUGAAGCAAUGCAAGAAAUCAACGCCACAGCCUGGUGCGAGCGUGGCACACGCAAGAAGGCGGAUGGACGGAGCGUGUGACGCGGCGCAGCCCGGGCGGCGGCCGGAGCCCCGCGCGGGCGCAGCGUGCAGCUCUAGUCCCCGUCUGUCUUCUCGGUGGUCUUCUCUCUUGGUAGAGACUCGUGCUGAUUACGUGUUGGAAUAAAACGAGAUUGAAUGAAAGUGAAUCGA
Hordeum vulgare subsp. vulgare (domesticated barley) is the source of this 1204-nucleotide messenger RNA. RefSeq lists its product as uncharacterized. The coding region runs from base 581 to 1054 and encodes 157 amino acids. The record is from RefSeq and is a predicted model, not a curated record. The transcript has a single exon. Lineage: Eukaryota; Viridiplantae; Streptophyta; Magnoliopsida; Poales; Poaceae.